AAAGUCAAAGUUGAUGUCCGCAAGUACCGACCGCCGGAGCUACUACGGAUAUCGGACAGUCAGUGUCGCAGGCGAGGUGUAUUUUUGUCGCACUGUCAACUGCGGAAACAGGUCGAGUCUGGAGCCUGAAGAAAGACCGGGACGCUGUUUGGAUCGAGGGGAGGCCGGCAAGACAGGGCCCGAGACUGGACCCAUCCUUGCCUCGGACGAGCUCGUUUCCGAGAUUUAGCUUGAGCUGUAGUCUCCAUGGAGGACUGCUCGAACCAGCGGCAAUUGUGCUGGAUCUCUCCGUGCGGUUCUGCCGCUUCCAGCGCCAGUGAGUCGCAUCGUUUGAGCUCAUUUUUGCUUCCUUGAGGCGCUCGCGGUGAAAGCUUGAAUUCUCGAUUUUUUUAGACUCCGAUCCGGGAAACACCGAUCCAUCUUAAUGGUGUAGGGUUGAAUCGGAGGGUAAUUUUCUGAGGAACAAGUAGACAGAGGAAAAGAAAACAGCCAAGGAGCAACGAUGGCGUACCGGGGGAUGCCAGGCAUGACGGGCAUGACGGCCCCCGGGUUUGAAAGCAUGAGCAAUGGGGCUAGUCGUCGACGAUCAGGAGAGCCACGGUUCACUCCCAAUUCUUUCCAGUACAAUGUGAGAGUUGCAAUAGGUCUCGUGCCUUCUGCAAUUCUCCUUCUGGGCGUUGGAGGGAAGCCGAUUCUUGGUGUGCUCACCGUCGGGCUUAUGAUAUCGUAUAUUUUGGAUUCCCUACAGUUGAGACAGGGUGCUUUCUUUGGGAUAUGGGGGACUCUGCUUUCCACUAUGUUGGCCUGGGUUCUGAGUGGUGUUAGUUUCACCUCAGCAGCUUCCGAGUCCACUGUCAUGUACAUUCUCACGCUUCUUGUUUCUUUCUAUUUGAUAUUCAUCGUGGGAGUAUGGGCAUCCUUGCAAUUUCGAUGGUUUCAACUGGAAAAUCCAUCUGUGGUGUUAGCACUGGAGCGCUUGCUCUUUGCUUGCAUCCCCUUCACUGCAGCAGCAAUUCAAACCUGGGGGGUAGUUUCAGCUGUUGGGAUGGUCAAUGGCCCUUACUAUCUCAUGCUUAUACAGUUUGAAAUGUACUGGCUAUUUACUAUACCCCACCACUCGUCUUUCAUGCUAAAGACUGAAAGAAAUUAUGGUGGACAGAUUUCCGAGGAAGCUCUCAUAGCCGGCCCGUUGGAGUCAUGCUUUCACACACUUACCCUGCUUUUCCUUCCCCUCUUUUUUUACGUGGGAUCACACCAUGCCAAGAUGUUUUCCUCCAUCUAUUCGGUGUGUGAUAUGCUACUUCUCUUCUUUGUACCUCUUCUUUUCCUCAUGUUCGCGUCAAGUCGAGGAUCGUUGUGGUGGCUGGCAAAAGAUCCACGCGAUCUUCACCAAGUCAGGCUUGUUAAUGGAGGAAUAGCUGCUGUGGUCAUUAUCAUAUGCCUGGAAAUUCGUGUCAUCUUCUUGUCAUUUGGACAGUACAUUUCGAUAGCACCUCCUUGGAACUACACGCUCGUGACGGUGGCCUUAAUGGGAGGAGCAGGAGCUGUGGGUGCCUUCCUCUCUGGUUCCCUUAGUGAUGGUACUCGUUUCGUUGUGCUCAGUGGUUUUCUCCAAACUGCUGCUCUUUGUGGGUCAUUCGUAUUGGGACUCCCUUACAAGUUUUUUCCAGCUUCGAUCAUUGCUGCAUUUUUCCUGUCUCAGUUCUGUCUCAGGAAGAACGUAAUAUCCUACUUUGUCGCUGUACUUGCGGCCAGUGUACCAGCAACGUGGUUUGUUGUCCACAACUUCUACAACCUAAAUGUCUGGUUGGGAGGUGUGAACAUCAAGCAUAUUUGCCAGCUGAUCGUAGGGAGCAUUUUACUGGCGAUGAUAAUUCCAGGACUUUCUUUAAUCCCACAUAAGUUCAUCCAUCACUUGGUGGCCGUGGGUUUGAUAGGACAAGCUUUGGUGAUCUGUAUGGGAGAGAAUCGACUUUACAAUUUCACGAACAUGUACUAUUAUGGUCUGGAGGAUGAUGUUGUGUACCCGAGUUACUUGGUGGUUUUGACCAGUGUAAUUGGGAUGGCACUUACAAGACGUUUAGGUGCUGAAAAGAGGAUCGGCUCCUGGGCAGUUUGGGUCCUGUUUUGUCUCUAUGCGGGCAAGUUCUCAAUGUUGAUCAUAACAUCGAGAAAUGUGUUAUGGGCAUCAAUUGUCCUACUUUUGGCGAUCACUCCUCCGCUGGUCUUCUACAAGGACAAAGGAAAGGGUUUGUCGAGAAUGAAGCCCUGGCAAGGAUUGCUUCAUGCGAGCAUCGUGCUAGUUGCUGUGUGGUUCUGCAGAAACACGAUCUUUGAGGUGUUGCAGUGGGUAACAGGACAGCCGCCUUCAGAUGGAUUGCUUCUAGGUUUUCUGGUUCUAGCUACAGGUCUUUCAAGCGCACCAAUCGUAACACAACACUUCCCACAUGUCCAGUCUGCGAAGAGCGCCAUGGUACUUGUUGUAACUUUUGGCAUAUGCCUUAUCUUCAUCGAACCACCUGUUCCUCAGGGUUGGGUACUGAGUCAGUAUCGCACAUAUCAGAGGACCUUCUAUCCGGACGAGCUGGCAAUCUACGGAAUGACAACAUCUCAUCCAAGUUGGCCUUCAUGGCUCCUGGUGGCUACCAUAGUGACAUCGUUAGCAGCACUGACCUCAGCACUUCCUAUCCAGCACUUCGUCGAGCUUCGCCUUUUCUAUGCUGUGGGGGUGGGGACAAGUGGGGGAAUUUACCUAUGUGCACAAUAUUUUUAUCAAGCCCCUCUCUUACAUGCACUGCUUGUCGCCGCAAUUGUUUGUGCAUCCGUAUUCUUGAUAUUUACCCAUCUUCCCUCAGCAUCUAGCCCACGAUUCAUGCCUUGGGUGUUUGCCCUUUUGGUGGCUCUACUUCCAGUUAUGUAUCUCGUGGAGGGACAAAUUCGAGCCAAAACAGACACCGAGGAAGAUAAGUUCGUAACAUCUCUGGCAAUUGAGGGAGGUCGCAUGUCUUUGUUGGGACUAUACGCCGCUAUUUUUAUGGUCAUAGCUUUGGAAAUUAAGUUGGAGCUGACAACUAUUAUGCGAGACAAGGCGGACAAGCUUGGUGGAAGAGCGUCAAUUGUUGGUGGACCGAGGCCUCGUGUUGUGCAGCAGCAGCGACGUCCCACUAUCACAAAUUCUUUCGGAGUGAAGAAGCUUGCAGCAGAAGGAGCAUGGAUGCCAGCCAUCGGCAAUUUGGCUACAAUUCUUGCUUUCGCACUCUGUCUUACCCUCAAUGUCCACUUGACUGGAGGCUCCGAUCGUUCGAUCAUUCUCCUGGCUCCUAUAUUGUUACUUCUAAAUCAGGACGCCAACCUAUUGACUGGGUUUGGUGACCGGCAGAGAUACUUCCCGUCAACAGCUGCCAUUUCAGCAUAUCUACUCAUCUCGGGAGGCUACAGGCUGUGGGAAGAAGUCUGGCAUGGAUACCAAAAUGCUGGCUGGGGUCUAGAAACUGGGGGGCCAGGGCUGUUUUAUGCUGCAAAGAAUACUUUGCUGCUGUUUCUUACAGUUCCCAACCAUUUGAUGUUCAACCGCUUCAUGUGGGACUACGUGAAACAGUCAGAGUUCGUGUUGAUGUUGGUUUCCCCUUUAAAUAUACCUGCAGCAAUCAUAACUGAUGUUGCUAGUAUUAGAGUCCUAGCGGUUUUAGGGUUGAUCUUCGCCCAGGUACAGUACUUAGUAUCUCGACACAUACGAAUUGCAGGUAUGAAGUUUAUUUAAUGCGAUUCAUCUGUACUAUCUUUAGAAGUUUAGCAAUUUUUGCCCCACUUAGAUUGAGCAGGAGUUCUGAUCCUGCCGCAAAGUUUGGCUGGCAGGCAGGCAGGCAAACAGCCUCAAGCAGGGAAAUCAAGCAACUACCUCUCACAGAUUAGUCUCAAAAGAGGAUGUUCCCUCGCAUCAGAGCUGGAAAACACAGUUAGUAUUGUUACUCACACUAAAAAGGAACGUCUUGUUCGGUCAUUUGACAGUAGUUGCAAGAGUAGUAGAAGAAUCAAUGAGAAACAAAUUGGUUAUCUGGACUGCAGGUCGUAUUUGCCACCUUGUGAAUCCACGACAACAUACACAUCACUGUCUGUAAACACCCUAAUGGGAGCAUUUGUUUAGGCUCUAGGCGAUCCAGCUUGGACGUAAUUACCCGCUGACAUAGUUUAGUCCGUUCAUUCACAUGGUGUACGGCACGGUUUGUUUUAGUAUCGCAAUCACUCUCAAGGACUGAAGAGGACGGACGAAGCAAGCACAUUCGUACACAAUACUUAUACGGCACGUCGCCAGUGAGGAGCAUAAUUAAAGGCCAA
Marchantia polymorpha subsp. ruderalis is the source of this 4335-nucleotide messenger RNA. Lineage: Eukaryota; Viridiplantae; Streptophyta; Marchantiopsida; Marchantiales; Marchantiaceae. The record is from the annotation of a GenBank genome assembly.